AUGAUUUUAAAAAAUAAAAAUUUCUUCAAAUUUUUAUUUUUUUAUUUUUAUUUAAAUUUUGACUGUGCAUUUGCACCUGGUGCCCAUUUAUUUAUUGAAGGGAGUAGCUACGAACAUUGGGGGAGAAGUCGGGAUAGUUAUCAACGAAGGCUGAGCACAGCUUUUUUAAAUAGAAAGAGAAAGACUAGCAAAUUGUAUGGGUAAUUGUUACGAUGCAGAUUCUAAUUGCCACAAAUGUUUUGCAAAAUGUGUAAAUAAGUGUGUUCUUAAAAAGCCUCCUUUAUCUUCGAUGGUUGUAAUUGCUG
This is a messenger RNA of Meloidogyne enterolobii, 305 nucleotides long. NCBI's taxonomy places the organism in Eukaryota, Metazoa, Nematoda, Chromadorea, Rhabditida, Meloidogynidae. The record is from the annotation of a GenBank genome assembly.